AUGGCGUCUGAGGCAGCGAGCUUCAAGUCGUACAUCAUGUGCGACAACAAUGACAGCACCUCCUCUACACGCACCGAUGCGCCGAUCAUUGAACCCAAUGCAUCCACCUCACCAUUACUCCGCAUUCCUAGUAAGAUUAGGAACGCAAUAUACAGCUACGUUCUUACCGAGGGUACAUACACAGUGGUUGGAGUAAACGACACGAAUGGUGUUACACUCCAAGAUGCAAAGCCUCACCACCUCGCUCUGCUAAGCGUAUGCCGUCAGACAUAUCGCGAAACGGCAAUGCUCCCAUUCACUUUGAACACCUUCCGCUUCGACACUCUCAAGACGUUCGACCCGCGUAACAACUUCCCUACGCGCCCCCGACGCCAUGCCAUAAAAUCACUUCACUUGGUCACUCUUCUUGCACCUGUAUUUGACGCGCUAUUGUUUCUAGACGAGAUGAAGAGGCCGCUUGUUGUGUCAUUCGCAGAAAUGUACCCCAACGUGCAACGAGUAGAGAUCGAUCUCGUGACGUGCGAAAAGCCUAUCCAAAACAAGACCAAUUCGUUAGCUAAGCUGUAUGUGAAAAUGAGUCGGUCGAUUGAACAGCGAUUGGUGAAGUGGCUCCGAGUCAACGAUAGUGAGAGGAGGCUGGAAGUGGUGAUACGGGCAACUACAGUGAUCAAAGAAGAGGUUCCGAGGGAAUGGCGGCAAUGA
Cucurbitaria berberidis CBS 394.84 is the source of this 702-nucleotide messenger RNA. RefSeq lists its product as uncharacterized. The record is from RefSeq and is a predicted model, not a curated record. The transcript has 2 exons. Bases 1 to 702 code for a protein of 233 amino acids. Lineage: Eukaryota; Fungi; Ascomycota; Dothideomycetes; Pleosporales; Cucurbitariaceae.